This is a messenger RNA of Symbiodinium necroappetens, 288 nucleotides long. NCBI's taxonomy places the organism in Eukaryota, Dinophyceae, Suessiales, Symbiodiniaceae. The record is from the annotation of a GenBank genome assembly.
AUGCCAUGGAUGCCAUGGAUUAUGAUUCUCCGGGCCUUCACUUACUUGCCAGCUGUCGGCGCAUCUUUCGUGCAUCUGGCAGCGCAGGUCCCCUGGCAGUCUUUGCCUGGCUUGGACGCCGGCUUGGAGCACGCUGCUCGAGCAGAAUACGAGCUGGGCGUGCAGGCAUGGAACUUGCGCCAGCCGGAGCAAGGUUUGGAACUGUUUCUGAGGAGUGCACAAAAGGGCCAUCAAGUGGGCGAGUGCAGGUUGCUCAUUGCGCAUGCGCGGACAUUUCUGUGUAAUGCG